CUGCCACGAUGGAGUGUCAAUUCGGAAUCACAGGAAAGGGUUACACCAUCAUAGCCUCAGACUGCAAUGCCGCCAGGUCCAUUGUCAAGAUGAAGGGAGACGAGGACAAGAUCAGGGAGCUCACUCAGCACCUAGUAAUGGCCGUCAAUGGAGAGAGUGGUGACACGAUCAAUUUCGCCGAGUACAUCGAAGCCAACCUCAAGCUCUAUGCAAUCAGGCAUCACAUCCAGCUCCGUCCCCGCGCCGCCUCCGCCUGGAUCCGUGACGAGCUUGCCACCUCUCUUCGUUCUCGGAAACCCUACCAAGUCAAUCUCCUCCUAGGUGGAUACGACAUCCCUACUUCUGCACCCGCCCUCUACUGGUUAGACUAUCUAGGAACAAUGGCUACAGUACCCUAUGCUGCUCAUGGAUAUGGAGCCUUCUUCUGCUUGAGCACAAUGGAUCGAUAUCAUCGACCUGAUAUGACUCUCGAGGAAGGACUAGAUUUGCUGAGGAGGUGUGUGAAUGAGUUGAAGACGAGGUUUAUUGUUGAUUUGGGAACUUGGAAGGUAAAGGUAGUGGAUAGGGAUGGGACGAGGGAGGUGAAGCUGUAA
Molecule: messenger RNA, 593 nt
Organism: Microstroma glucosiphilum
Lineage: Eukaryota; Fungi; Basidiomycota; Exobasidiomycetes; Microstromatales; Microstromataceae
Product: putative multicatalytic endopeptidase complex chain PRE1
Exons: 3
Coding region: 9-593 (194 amino acids)
Biological process (GO): proteasomal protein catabolic process
Cellular component (GO): cytosol; nucleus; proteasome core complex
Molecular function (GO): peptidase activity
Source: RefSeq, a predicted model, not a curated record